AUGGAUUUCAAGAACUUUGGCAAGAAUCUCUCGGACUUUGGUGCCCAGAUCACCCCUUUCGCCUCGAGGACGUUCCAGUACACCAAGGAACAGCUUGGGCAGGCGGAGGACAAGACCCAGCUCCCCCCUGACUACAUCGACCUCGAGAAGCGAGUGGAUGCCCUGAAGCAGGUCCAUCAGAAGAUGCUUGCUGUGACCUCGCAGUACUCGCACGAGGCCUACGACUACCCGCCGAACCUCAAGGAGACCUUCCAGGAUCUCGGCCGCACCGUCAGCGAGAAGGUCCAUCUUCUCUCGAACGCCACCUCCCCCGCCGAGGCCCAGGCCGCCCUCACCGCACCGCCUACCGCCAAGCCCCAGCCCAAGACCUUCCCUCACGCCCUCGCCAGAGCCUCCCUCGCCAGCAGCCAGAGCCUGCACCAGCAGCACACGGGUGCUGGUGAGGAUCCCCUGGCUAAUGCGCUUGAGAAGUAUGCGCUUGCUAUGGAGCGCGUGGGCGAGGCUCGCCUGGCCCAGGACGCUCAGAUACAGAGCCACUUCCUGGCUGGCUGGAACACCACCCUCAACACCAACCUGAUGUUCGCUACCCGCGCUCGCAAGAACGUCGAGAAGGCGCGCCUUACCCUGGACGCCGCCAAGGCCCGCGCCAAGGGCACCACCUGGAAGCUCGGUGCUGGCGCCAACCCCAACCAGGAGGCUCAGGAGCACGAGAUCAGCCCCGAGGCCCAGGAGGAGAUCGAGAAGGCCGAGGACGAGUUCGUCACUCAGACCGAAGAGGCCGUUGGUGUCAUGAAGAAUGUCCUGGACACCCCGGAGCCGCUCCGCAACCUUGCUGAGCUCAUCGCCGCCCAGAUGGAGUACCACAAGAAGGCAUACGAGAUCCUGAGCGAGCUCGCGCCCGCCAUCGACUCUCUGCAGGUAUCCCACCUUCCUUCACCACUCUUCCGAACUACACGCUUCUUCCCUGACAAAGAGCGCCAGCGUCUCUUUGGCCAGCUGUACAAGAUGCUGCCCCUCGGCCUUUUGAAUGCCGCCCAAGGGCACCCCAUGCUCGUGGAGCUCAAGAACGGCGAGACACUCAACGGACAUCUGGUCCAGUGCGACACGUGGAUGAACCUUACCUUGAAGGAGGUGGUGCAGACGAGCCCUGUAGGUCGUGCUUGGAUCGCUGAGCCCACGGAAACUGACAUGCUGUGGCAGGACGGAGACAAGUUCAUGCGACUACCGGAAGCCUAUGUCAAGGGCAACAACGUGAGAGACGCUAGACACGAUCAAUCAGCGGUUCCGUUUUUACUAACGUCGUCUUUUCGACAGAUCAAAUUCCUGCGAAUUCCCGACGAGAUCAUCGACGUCGCAAAGGAGCAGCAGCAGUCGCACCAGGGCGGCUCGAGGGGAGGACGCGGCGGCUCAAGAGGGGACCACGGCUCCAGAGGAAGCGACAGGGGCCGUGGUGGGAGAGGCGGCGGCAGAGGCCGUGGUAAUCGGGGCCGUGGAGCAACUGCUUGA
Molecule: messenger RNA, 1506 nt
Organism: Thyridium curvatum
Lineage: Eukaryota; Fungi; Ascomycota; Sordariomycetes; Thyridiales; Thyridiaceae
Exons: 7
Coding region: 1-1506 (501 amino acids)
Biological process (GO): P-body assembly; spliceosomal snRNP assembly; mRNA splicing, via spliceosome
Cellular component (GO): spliceosomal tri-snRNP complex; cytoplasm; P-body
Molecular function (GO): protein binding; U6 snRNA binding
Source: RefSeq, a predicted model, not a curated record